UGCAGUGACUUACAUUUCUCUUCAAACACUCAACAUGAACUCCAUGAUUGUUCUUUUGGCCGUGUUCGGUUGUGCUUUGGCACAAUACCGUCCUAUUCCAGCCCAACAACCUGGACAGCAAAUUGCCAUUGUCAGGCAGGAUUCUACCCUCAACCCUGAUGGCUCUUACCAAUGGAAUUACGAAACUGCCAACGGAAUUGCGGCCCAGGAACAAGGAGCCCAGAAGGCUGUUGGAAAUGAAGCAGGAACUGCCGCUCAAGGAUCAUUCUCCUACACCUCCCCAGAUGGAACCCCGAUCAGCCUCCAAUACACCGCCGACGAGAACGGCUUCCAACCACAAGGUGCUCAUUUGCCCGUAGCUCCAGAGAUUCCAGCUGCCAUCCAGAAGGCUUUGGCUUGGAUCGCGGCGCACCCAUCGGCCGAGGAUGGCCCAAGGCCAGGAAACAGAAGAUUCUAAUCAUCUAGUUACCUUGUAAAUCCCCCUAAGAAAAAUGUUAUUUGAUACGAAACGCCACGUGAUAAAUAUUUUGUUCGUCGAUUCUAUCGAUUUACCUUAAUUCUGUACAUAUGAAUUUUAUAUAUAUGUGUAUUGAUGUUAUAAUUUUUAUGUUUUAUAUAUAUAAUGAAUAAUAAAGAUGGCUGGACCUGUUUGAUACACGAAUAUACACCGCAAAGAUUCUGUCGCUACUUCUAUGUGUUCUAU
Molecule: messenger RNA, 703 nt
Organism: Nicrophorus vespilloides
Lineage: Eukaryota; Metazoa; Arthropoda; Insecta; Coleoptera; Silphidae
Product: endocuticle structural glycoprotein SgAbd-1-like
Exons: 3
Coding region: 35-457 (140 amino acids)
Cellular component (GO): chitin-based extracellular matrix
Molecular function (GO): structural constituent of chitin-based larval cuticle
Source: RefSeq, a predicted model, not a curated record